Molecule: messenger RNA, 1449 nt
Organism: Bathycoccus prasinos
Lineage: Eukaryota; Viridiplantae; Chlorophyta; Mamiellophyceae; Mamiellales; Bathycoccaceae
Exons: 1
Coding region: 1-1449 (482 amino acids)
Source: RefSeq, a predicted model, not a curated record
AUGGCCUUAAAUCCAGUGGAGAAACUCCGGAAACAAAAGCAGAAACAACUGCUCCUGAAACAAAAGAAACAACGACAACUGAAAAACAAAGAAAAGUUUACGAAAUUAUCUCGCGAAGAAGUGGAACAGGAGUACGAAAAACUCAAAAGGAAACCAAAAUCGAACGUGGAUGAGAAAGAUGUGCAGAGAUUGAAAAGUUUAGAGAAGCGGUUGUUGGAGGAAAAGAAGACGACGCCGAAGAACGACAUCGGACCAACAGCAGCAUUAAAUAAUGGUGGGGUUAAAAGGAGUAGUAAUAAUGGCAACAAAAUCGCGUACGAUGAUUACGUCGGCGAAUCUGCGAGAGAUGCGAAAGAUAGCGUGUAUUAUCAUCCGACGCUCAAUCCGCUCGGGAAACCGCCGCCUGGGAAGCCGCAGAAGUACGUGCAAAGGAAGAGAGGCGGGAAGGUGGACGCGGGGAUGGCGUUGCCGGCACCGGAAAAGAGGAAGAGGAAAAGAGACGGGGAAGGAGGUACGGAUAGUAGUAGCGGCGAGAGUAGCGGCGAGAGUAGCGACGACGAGGAGGAAGGCGGCGGGAAUAUUUUCACCAAAAUGUUCAACGUUGACAGCGGCGCAAAGGCGAAGAAAGAAAAAAAAGUACCGGGCCCGCCGAAAGGUCCGCCGCCGCCGUUGUUAGAAGGAGAAGAUGCGAGCGAAGAUGAGGAUGAGGAAAAAUACACUGACGUUGUCGUUCCGCCGCCGGUAGGACCGCCGCCGGGAUGGAUGCCGCCUGCGCCGAGCGGGUCGCCGCCGCCGUCGGACGAGGAGGAGGAGGAGGAGAACAUAGAAGAGAUAGUUAUAGACGGUAUCGUUGUUCCGCCACCACCUCCAGACGAUACCGAUGAAGACGACGACGAGGAGGAGGAAGACGAAGAAAAAGAAGUAGAAAAAGUAGAAACGACGGCGCCUCCACCUCCGCCUCCGCCGGUUGGUAUCGACAUUGCCAGGACCAUCAACAAACCGCCAAUGUUCGGCAACACGCUGGAAAUGAAGGCGCAGUCGCACAUGGCGUCACUAUCUCGACCACCCCCUCCUUCCCACCAACCCAUGCGUGCCGCCAACAUCUACCAACGCCCGCCGCCGAUACACUCGAUGAACAAUGCUCGCGGUAACAAUCCGCCGCAACACUUCUUCUCCCCGGCCGCGCCGAUGGCUGUAAAAAAGAAGUCUCAAGAGCAAGCCACCAUACGCGGCGAAGCGACCACCAUCGCCGCGCCGUCGCAAAACCCAGCGUUGCAAAAACUCGUCCCGGCGCACUUGCGCGUGCAAAGAGGCGGCGACCAGAAUAAGAAGAAAAAAGUCAACCCGGCGCCAAUGGUCGUAAAAGUCUCGAAGGAAAAGAAGGAUAAAGACGACCAAUACUUGAACUUCUUAGACGACGUGGCCACGUUAGGCGCGUUCCAAGAGUAA